GGACUGAGGAGAUGGCAGGAAGAAAGCUGCUGGGAGAGUAUGGAUCAGAUUGAAGUCUUUUCUAACAAGACCCAACUGAAUUGCAGCAAAUUUCCGUAAUUCACCAGAGUCAGAUGAUAACAGAAAGUUUAAAAGAGAAGAGCGCAUUGAAGAAUGUAGAAAUUGGAACUUUCUCAAAAUGAGAAAAAGAGAAUCUCCUGUUCCAGUUCUGGACACAGUUGGGAUGUGCAGUGAAACAAAUUCAGCAAUGGGUCAGGAAGCUGGAAAGCCUGCAUGGCCAAAACCAGCAGGUGGCUAUCAAACUAUUACAGGCCGAAGAUACGGAAGAAGGCAUGCCUAUAUUAGUUUCAGACCAUCUCUGAUGAACCAAGAGAGAAAUUUGAACCAACACGACAGAGAAUGUGAAGGACUGGAACUAGACAGUGUUCAAAAAGAAAAUUCUUUGUGUUCCAGUCCACUGGCCCAAGUAUGUUCUGCUUUGGCAGAUGUACCAUUGUUAGCAAAUGUUGGAUCAGAAGAUCUUUAUAGUCAAGCUGAGCUGAGCCAAGCAGUCAACACAGAUGCUUCUCCAUUUUCUCCAGCAUCUUACAGUUUGGGAGACAAUCAAACUGGGGGUAACAAUAUGAAUUCUGAAGGUUGUGCAGAGUAUACUUGUGGAGAGCACAAUAACCUUAAUAGUCAGAACGGAAUUGCUUUUGUAAACAUUGACUCUUAUGAGCCGGAUAGCAGUGAUGGAGAGGAAGAGAGUGACCAAAAUGAUAUUUCAUUAGUUAAAGAAGACCCAGGAAUACUUCAAGAGACACUAGAUAAUAUGCUUUCUGAGUUGGAGAAAGAAGUGGACUCCUUCAAUGAUCUGCAGUCUCAUCUGUCCAAUUUCAAUCAUAAUGCAAGCAAAAAUUAUGAAGACCUAAGACCAGUGCCUUGCAAGAGACAGUCUAGCAUAGAACUGGAUACAUCUCUCCAAAAUAAGACACUUCUGAAAACAUCUAAUGAAGAGGAGUCUCUAAUAAAAAAUAACCUUAGUAUUUCUUCUGAUGUGGAACAGCAAAAAAAUACAGCUGGUCCUACAAUUAGGACACAAAUAGGAAUUUGUAAUGAACUGAGUACUAUGAAUAUGAAGACAGACCAAGAGAAUUCAUCAGAACUGGUAGUGAGACCCAAAGUUAGAAAACAAAAUCCUGUGAGCCAGUUGGAUAGGAAGCAGUCUCUUACAAAUGAAGAGGAAGAAAAGAGCAGCACUAGAAGGUGGAGUGAGAAUGUGGAUGUCCAGCAACGCAAUGCAGAACGUGUCUUGAAACACAGCAAGGAAAAAAACAAUUCUAGUAUGUUUUUUGAUCCAAGAGACUAUGAAGGAGCUCAAAAGAAAAUAAAAAGUGAACUAAGGAAACAAAAUAUAACUCUUCAAGAAAAAAGAAAAGUAGAUGACAGUGCUUUCUGGGAUGACUUUGAAGACUGUAGCAGAAAUCUAUCUAGCUCCAAUAAAGAUGAAGACAGCUCUGAAUGCAGUGAUGGUGAAUGGUCUGCAUCUUUGCCCUCCUAUUUUGCUGUGACUGUGAAAGAGCAAUCCUCCAGUGAUGAGAGCUGGGAGACGCUUCCAGGAAAAGAGGAACAGGAACCUGAAUUGCAGAGUGACAGCAGUGGUGUGGAAGAGGAACACAAUGAGUUUGGUUUUCAAGCAGGGGAACAGACUACUCUGGAAGAUGGUGAGAUUCCUUGGUUGCAGUAUCAUGAAGAAAUUGAAAGUAGCAGUGAUGAGGAAAAUGAUGAAGUGAGCCAUUUUGUGCAUCCUGGUUUUUUCAUGUUAGAUGGAAACAAUAAUUUAGAAGAUGAUUCCAGUAUGAGUGAAGACCUAGACGUGGAAUGGAGGCUACUUGAUGAAUUCGGUGAUGGUCUAGGUGUUGCUCAAGCCAUUUCUUAUGUGGAUCCCCAUUUUCUUACUUACAUGGCCUUGGAAGAACGAUUGGCCCAGGCAAUGGAGACUGCUCUGGCACAUCUGGAGUCCCUUGCAAUUGAUGUUGAGCAGGCUCAUCCGCCAGCUAGUAAGGAGAGCAUAGACUGUCUGCCACAAAUUAUCAUCACAGAAGAUCACAAUGCUGUAGGUCAGGAGCAGUGCUGUGCUAUCUGCUGCAGUGAGUACAUCAAAGAAGAAAUUGUAAUGGAGCUUCCCUGUCACCACUUCUUUCAUAAGCCUUGCAUCACACUUUGGUUACAAAAGUCAGGAACAUGUCCUGUAUGCCGCCAUGUGCUUGCGCCUGUGCUUCCAGAGGCAUCUAUUCCUACAGUUACCUUCCUGCCUGAUCACGAUUCAGUCCACAGUACUUCAGGAACACAAUAAAAUGAACUUCUGAAAAGAGAGUUUGGCCCAUCAAAUUUUACUGUAAAUUUCUCCUGUUUAAUUACAAUGUGAAAUUGGUUUAUAUGUAAGUAUAUAUAAAUAUAUAUUAAAAACACCUUAGAAAGAGAAUGUAUGACCUUUCUAAAUGGUUUAGGUUUACAGUAAGAGCUAGAAUUAUCAUACUGAAAGGUGUAAAAGCUUGCACUAGUUUUCUGCAGUAAAACUUGUUGCUGUUAACUAAUGUCUAAUGCUUAUAUUAAAUUUGUCUCAAGGAAUGAUCACGUGUUCAGGUUAAUGCAACUGCAGUGCAGUUGGAGCUUACAAACAUUAUGGAUAUAAACUGUUUUACAUUAUAAAAUAAUUGAGGCUUGGGUUGUUUCUUUUUGUUUAAAAAUAGUGCCACUUAAUUACUUUGUACAUAGCUCUUUCAUAUUUGCAUCAAAUGUGAAGACGUUCUGUGAUCACAGCAGUAGUAUACUUAGGUUUCACUGGAAAUAAAAAGCAUAAUCACACAGUUCUCUGUGAUUUCAUGAUAA
Messenger RNA from Rhineura floridana, 2871 nucleotides. It is a transcript of the gene PJA2, whose product is annotated as praja ring finger ubiquitin ligase 2. Lineage: Eukaryota; Metazoa; Chordata; Lepidosauria; Squamata; Rhineuridae. The transcript has 10 exons. The record is from RefSeq and is a predicted model, not a curated record. The coding region runs from base 179 to 2335 and encodes 718 amino acids.